CAGCUCGAUCCAACCAGAACCAGCCCAGAAAAUUCGCAGCCGCCAACCACCCGACCCCACAUGGCCACAUCCGCGAUGCCCACGCCGUGAGCCCGUGAGGCGCGCCGCUGGAGCCGCCGCAGCCGUUACUAUGACCUCGCCGGCCCCCACCUCCUGGUUCUCCGGCCUCUCGCGCUCCUCCUCCACCAUGGCCGGCGGCGUCGCCUCGGCCUCGGCCUCCGCCUCCGCCUCCGGCCCCGCCUCCGCGUUCCUCCCCGACGCGCCCAAGUCCGUAAUCGGCGCCGGCUCCGGAGGAGGCAAGCGGAAUCAUCUCUGCGGGGCGCUGUUCAAGUACGGCCCCAAAUCUGCGCAGGUAGCAUUCAGGACUGGGGAUUUUAACCAUCAGGUGAUCUUCAUUGGUGGCCUCACAGAUGGGCUUUUAGCUACUGAUUACUUGGAACCAUUGUCACUUGCAUUGGAGGUUGAGAAAUGGUCCUUGGUACAGCCAUUGCUUUCUUCAUCAUACACUGGAUAUGGAAUUUCCAGCUUACAGCAAGAUGCGUUAGAACUAGAGCAACUCAUCAGUUACCUAAUAAAUAAGGAAAAUUCUGAAGGAGUAAUAUUGCUUGGUCAUAGUACUGGAUGCCAGGAUAUUGUGCAUUAUAUGCGCACAAACUUUGCCUGUUCGAAAGCGGUUUCUGGGGUCAUCUUGCAGGCCCCAGUAAGUGACAGGGAGUAUAGAGCAACUCUUCCGGAAACAGCUGAAAUGAUAGACCUGGCAGCCAAAUUGAUUAGCGAGGGCCGUGGAAUGGAUUUGAUGCCUAGAAAAGCAAACUCAGAUGCUCCUAUUACUGCCUACAGGUACCACUCCCUUUGUUCAUAUAUGGGUGAUGAUGACAUGUUCAGUUCAGAUCUAAGUGAAGAUCAGCUGAGGCAGAGACUUGGUCAUAUGUCAACCACACAGUGCCAGGUUAUUUUUUCAAUGGGGGAUGAAUAUGUGCCUGAAUAUGUUGAUAAGAGGGCUCUAGUAGACAGGCUAUGUAGGGCACUGGGAGGUGCAGAGAAAGUCGAGAUAGAAUGGGGAAACCAUGCUCUGUCCAACAGAGUGCAAGAAGCAGUUGUGGCCAUUGUAGAUUUUGUCAAGAGGGAGGGGCCCAAAGGCUGGGAUGACCCAUGGAGCUAGAUACAGCAGUUAUAAUCUCAUUUGUAACUAGUUUGUGCUUUUCCUCUUCUCUCUUUUCUCCAAUUGUAACUUCUUUCUUUUGCAUUAUUAUUGGUCCAUUUUUCAAUAGUGAUAUGCUAUUUUUCUU
Zea mays is the source of this 1289-nucleotide messenger RNA. RefSeq names its product alpha/beta-Hydrolases superfamily protein. Bases 131 to 1162 code for a protein of 343 amino acids. Lineage: Eukaryota; Viridiplantae; Streptophyta; Magnoliopsida; Poales; Poaceae. The transcript has 9 exons. The record is from RefSeq and is marked predicted.